Dromiciops gliroides (monito del monte) is the source of this 1540-nucleotide messenger RNA. RefSeq names its product MARCKS like 1 (gene MARCKSL1). The transcript is spliced from 2 exons. Lineage: Eukaryota; Metazoa; Chordata; Mammalia; Microbiotheria; Microbiotheriidae. The coding region runs from base 220 to 798 and encodes 192 amino acids. Gene Ontology annotation, cellular component: plasma membrane; cytoplasm. Gene Ontology annotation, biological process: central nervous system development; actin filament organization. Gene Ontology annotation, molecular function: calmodulin binding; actin filament binding. The record is from RefSeq and is a predicted model, not a curated record.
GCGGGCGGCAUUCCGGCGCGGAGCGGAGUGGCUGGGCUUGGGGGCUGCAUCUGGGUACCCCCUUCGCCUCCCCCCUCCCAGAGUUCGCUCGGUCAGCAGGGGCAGCGUCCGGGGCUGCCCCCCGCCCCAACCAGCCUUCCCCUUCCCCCUUCCCUCGGGGCGUCCCCAGCCGCGGGCGCCCCGCGCUGCAGACCCACCCCCCCCACACCUCCCCCGACCAUGGGCAGCCAGAGCUCGAAAGCGCCCCGGGGCGACGUGAGCGCCGACGAGGCGGCCCCCGCCAAGGCCAACGGACAGGAGAACGGCCAUGUGAAGAGCAACGGAGACGUGCCCCCCAAGGCCGAGGCCGAGGCCGCCCCCCCGGGCCCCGCCGAGCCCACCGACGCAGCUCGGGCCAGCGGCGACGCCAUCGAGCCCACGAGCCCGGCGGCGCAGAGCCCGGGUGACGAGGCCAAGGCCGAGGGGCCGCCCAAGGAGACGCCCAAGAAAAAGAAGAAAUUCUCCUUCAAGAAGCCCUUUAAGCUGAGCGGCCUGUCCUUCAAGCGGAAUCGGAAGGAGGUGGGGGGCGACUCGGCAGGAUCCUCGCCCACCGAGGAAGGGGCGGCCGAGGCCGAGGUGCCCAGCAGCCAGGCCCCGCUGCAGGGGGGUGACGAGGAGGCUGCCGCUGAUGCCACGGCCGCCCCUGCCCAGGGGGCUCAGGCCGACGACAGAAAGUUGGAGGAGCCAGCCCCCCAGGCCGCUGAGGGUGCCCCAGAGCAGAGCCCCACGCCGGCCCCGGGCAGCGAGCAGAAAGAGUAGCCCCCCUGGGGUGGGGAGGGGCAAGUGGGCAUCUCCCAAGAUCAAAGGACUGUGCUCCCCCAGGCUGGGUCAGUGCCUGGCCCUGGGGCCGAGACCUCCAGGCAGAGCUGUUCUCCCCUCACCCUUGACCCCUGUGGACUGUCUCUCCUCCCCUCUGGCAUCCCCCUAGCGAGUGAGUGCUCGGAAUGGUCCUCCCACCCAGCCCUCCAUCCUGCCUGCUCUGCAGUUCCCCCUUAGCGUAGUGGAGUGAGAUGCUCAGACCAGCCCCAGCUCCAGGCCCUGCUCCUGCCCCUUUCACUGGUGAGCCCUAAUCUUUCUUCCCCGGUAGGUUUGCUUGUUGCUCUUCUCAGUCCCUGAGGCUAGAGUGGGGUGCCUGGCCAACUCUGGGCCUGGCCUCUCAGGGCUGGGGCUCCUGCAGAGGAUUUUGUGCCAGACCCCAGUGGCUCCAUGGCUUGGGAAGGAAGCUAACCUGGUUGGGUUUUGAUAAAUGUCUUGAUCAGUUUCAGACUCCAGCUUUGUGCGCCUGCUGUGUGUUCCUUUUGACUUUGUAGGGGAGCUGAAGGGUUCUGGGGGGGAGGGGGAUCUGUAUAAUGUGAAGCAACUUAUUGUUUUGUCUCAUUUUUCUUCAUUUGUAAAUAAUUUUUAAUGGCCAAAACUAAACUUGUGACUUUUUCUAACUGCUAAAACCAACCUCCCAUCUGGGUUUUAACUGUGUAACAUUUGGAAAAGGAAUAAACGUCAG